This is a messenger RNA of Miscanthus lutarioriparius, 801 nucleotides long. NCBI's taxonomy places the organism in Eukaryota, Viridiplantae, Streptophyta, Magnoliopsida, Poales, Poaceae. The record is from the annotation of a GenBank genome assembly.
AUGGAAGAAGAAGCCCCGGAGGAGCUGAUCAGCCCCAGGAUCUCCUUCUCACACGACGUAGUCGUAGUCGCGACACCACCGCCUGCAGCCGCCCUCGCUGGCCGGCGGUCGGACGCGUCGCUGCUCGUGUCACGCUCACGCCUCCUGGUCCCGGAGCCGGAGUUCGACUUCGCCAACGCCGUCGCGGCCGCCGCCGCCGACGUCGCCCCGGCCGACCGCCUCUUCGCCGGCGGCAAGCUGCUGCCAAUGCCGCCGCUGCCGCCCGCUCCGAAGCCCAGCCCGUGCACAAAGCCACAGGCUUGCAGCAGCCGUGUCAAGGCGCAGCAGGCGUGCCAGCAGCAGAUCAGGCGGCCGGGUUCGUCGUGGGCGUCCCCGUUCUCACGCAGCAGCAGCGUCAACUCCGCCACGACGACGACAAUAACCACGGGCGCGCCGCGGUCCGCGGGGAGGUUCGGCUGCCCGCCGUUCCCGCUUAUGCGCAGCUGGUCAGUCGGCUCCGCGGCGCGGGAUGGUGCCGCCGUCUUGGGUGGUGGCGCGGUCUUGGACGCCGCCGCCGGCCACCGGCCUCAUCAUCAGUACUACAAGAAAUUGGGCGGCGCAGCGGCAUCUGCUGGUAACGGUGGUGGUUCAAGAACUUACUACUAUGGAGGUAGCAGAAAAGGCGGCAGCGGUAGUGGUAGCUAUGGUGUUAGGGUUCCGCCGGUGCUUAACGUGUCGUUCAUCGGCACGAGUGUGUCCAACGUGCUCAGCUAUUUGCUUUGUGACUGUAGCCACAGGACCAAGAAGAGUAGGGAGUUCUAG